AUGACAGCAUCUAAAGGUGAAAUUCAGCGUUUGAUUGAGUGUUGCAUAUGCUGUGAUUAUUUAAACGAUGUGCGGGAAACACCUUGUUGUCAUCAAUUGUUUUGUUUGGCUUGUAUACAAGGUUGGCUGCAAAAAUCCACGAAAAAUUGUCCACGAUGUCGAUCAACAACGCUGACAGAACAGAGUUUACUGAAGAACAUCGUGAUUCAACGUUUUGUUGACAAUUUAUUGUUCGAAUGUCCCAAUGCACUGCAUGGCUGCGAAGCGAAGGUCGCCAAAUCGGAUCUGGUUAAACACAAACGCUUGUGUGCGUUCAGCAGCGAAAAGCUUGCCGCGAAACAACAAGCAAAAUUGGAAGAAUCACGAACGAUCCUGUUUCGAUGCAAAGAAGGCAAAACGCAAAUUACGGACAAUGUUCUGUACGAUUUAGCGAACUUGUUUUACACUGAACAUGACUAUGAUAGCGCCAAAGAGUGUAUUGAAUUAAUGAAAGAAAAGGAACAUUCGCAAAAGAUCAUCAUCCUUCAAGCACAAGUCGAACGCGAUACAAAUCAUUAUGACAAGGCUUUAGCAUUGUAUAUAAAAGCAUAUCGAUAUGCCAAUUCUAUACCUCAACGUAUUGAACUUCUAUCAGCUCGAGGGCUUCUAUUAUCCAAAAAAGCUCAGUACGAAGAUGCAAGAAAUGUUUAUACGCAAGCGUUGGAUCUCUUACGGCCUAAUGAUGAAUCGCAGACCAAAGCGGAGAUUCUCAAUGCUCUGGGGUUAAUUGAUAAGAAAUGUUCAAAUUAUGACAAUGCAAUUGAAACGUACAAUAAAGCACUGGCAAUUGUUGAUUCACAUUCACAUCUCUGGUCUGAUAUAACGUCAAAUCUUGCAGAUAUCUAUCGGAAGAAAGGCAAUUAUGAUCAAGCAAAAGAACUCUAUUUGAAAUCUCUCAAACAAGCCGAAGCACUUCAUGGCCAAAACCACCCAACAAUUGCAGAUAUUAUGAAUAAUCUGGCCGUUCUGCAUAAGAAAGAAGGCAAAUAUACCGAGGCGUUAAAUAAUCUAAAGCAAGCAUUGAAAAUAUCCAAACACUUUUACGGACAACGGCAUCCGACGAUUGGAAUUUAUCUAACCAACGUUGGAGAUAUCUAUCGAAAGCAAGGACAAUUCAAGAUCGCCGAAGCGACGUACAAAGAAGCAUUGACAGCAUUGCAGGAAUCCUAUGGUCCUGAUCAUAUCGAAGUCGCUGAAGUACUGAAUUCGAUGGGUUUGAUAUUAAAAAAGCGUGCCGACUACGAUGGAGCUGAGAAACUAUACAAACGUGCGAUUAAAAUUGUCCAUGAUACAUUCGGACACGACGAGCCGCAUUAUAAACUCGGUAUAUACUAUAACAAUCUUGCUGAUCUCGAUCGCAAACGUAAUCGCUUUGAUAGUGCGUUGAAACUAUAUCAACAAGCGUUAGUAUCGAUUGAAAAAACACUCGGCCCACAACAUUCCGAAGCCGGAGAAAUUCUUCACAAUAUCGGCCAAGUUCAACACCAACUCGGAAAUUACAAUCAAGCGAUUGAAUACAUCAAUCGAGCACUGGUGAUUAUCAAAGGCGAAUUCGGUGAUAAGCAUUACAAAUAUGGCAUGUUUCUCAAUUCACUUGGUUUAGCCUAUGCCAUGAUUGAUGAUUAUCGCAUUGCGUAUAUUCACGUCAAACAAGCGCUACAGAUUCUUCUGAAUAACUUAGGUCCCGAUCAUAUUGAAGUGUGUGAUGUGUAUUCGAAUUUAGGUGAAAUUUGCAUGAAAUUCGUGCUUCAACUCACUCAACAGAAACCACCGAACCAAAAUGAAAGAGAUGCGAAGUUGGAAGAAGCAAAAAAGAAUUUCAUUGAAGCACAACGCAUUGUGCAAGCAACAUUCGGCGAUGAUCAUACGAAAUCCAUACAGUUCAUGUCAUUUUUGUUUAUUAUCGAGAAUUUCCAAACGUUAUGUAAACUUUAA
Molecule: messenger RNA, 1974 nt
Organism: Adineta ricciae
Lineage: Eukaryota; Metazoa; Rotifera; Eurotatoria; Adinetida; Adinetidae
Source: the annotation of a GenBank genome assembly